Drechmeria coniospora is the source of this 1668-nucleotide messenger RNA. RefSeq lists its product as uncharacterized. The coding region runs from base 1 to 1668 and encodes 555 amino acids. The record is from RefSeq and is a predicted model, not a curated record. The transcript is spliced from 2 exons. Lineage: Eukaryota; Fungi; Ascomycota; Sordariomycetes; Hypocreales; Ophiocordycipitaceae. Gene Ontology annotation, cellular component: cytoplasm.
AUGACGACCCUCUCCACCGACCCGGCCCUCUUCCUCGUCACCUCCCUCACCGCCGGCUCCUCGCACAUCGUCACGGCGACCUCGCGGCUCGAGACCAUCCUCCGCGCCAACCGCGUGCCGUUCAAAGCCGUCGACAUCGCCACCGAUGACAAGGCCCGCAUGCUCUGGGGUCGUCGUGCCGGCAAGGACGAGAGUGGACGCCUCCGGAAGCUGCCCGGCCUCAUCCAGGAGGGCUUGGUCGUCGGCGACCUCGUCGAGAUCGAAGACUGGAACGAGUACGGCGAGCUGAAGCUGCACGUCAAGAUCCACUACGAUGAAUUCACCAUCCCCUCCAUCAACGACAAGCCCCCCGAGCCGUCCAAGCUGAAGCAGCAAAUCAAAUCUAACAAGGCCGCCGCCGCCGCCACCGUCGUCGCGGCGUCCAAGACCGGGUCUGCCCCGGCCGCGCCCGCCGCACCGCCGCCGCCGUCCGGCACGACGGCCGUCACCAAGUCUUCCGAACCGGAGAGCAAGGCCAAGGCUCCGCCGAGCCCCGCCACCCUCGCCCCCAACCCGAUGCGGUCCGUCGCCGACGAAGCAGCGCAAAAGGCCAAGGACCUUCGCCUGAAAAGCCUGCGCGAAAAGGUCCACGGCAAGAAGACCGACGCCGCGACCGCGGCCCCCCCGACAUCCCCACCUGCCUCCACCUCUGCCGAUGCCGCGCCUGCAAAGCCUUCCGAGGUGUCGUCGACGGCUACGACCAACCUUGGACUCGGCACCCUGCAGUCCCCGACCAGCGGCACCUGGAAGGACGGUCCAGAGCAGAACCGAGAGCUCGCGGGGGAAAGCGUCCAGAGCCCGAUCAGCGGCCGUUGGCCUGCCUCCGCUGGCUCCGGUGACGUCACGGAGCAAUUGGCGGCCGUCAGCCUCAAAGACGGUGGCGUGGCGUCUGAGACGACGACCGAGAUGAAGCAGCCCCCGGAUGCGAAGCCGGAAGUCACGGUGGUCAAGAAGUCAGAGGCGAUGGCGGAAGUCACGGUGGUCAAGAAGUCAGAGGCGAUGGCGGAAAGUGUGCUGGAGACGAUCGUGGAGAAGAAGGCGGAAGCUACGGCGGAGAAGAAAGCGGAGACUACGGUGGAACGGAGGCCAGAGACGACGGUGGACAAGAACCCGGAGGCUGCGGUGGGAAAAGCACCGAAUCCAACGGCGGAAAAGAAACCAGAGACUAUGGUGGAAACGAAACCGGAGACUACGGCGGAAAAGGAACCGAAGACCAUGGUGGAAAAGCAGCCGGAGACUAUGGCGGAAACGAAACCGGAGAUUGUAGUCGAAAAGAAGGCGGAGGCUACGACGGAGGCUACGGCGGAGACGAAACCAGAGGCUACUGUGGACAAGAAACCGGAAUCCGCAGCGGACAAGAAACCAGAGGUCACAGCGGACAAGAAACCAGAGGCCACAGCGGACAAGAAGCCAGAAUCUACAGCGGACAAGAAGCCAGAGGCCACAGUGGAUAAGAAACCAGAGGCUACAGCGGACAAGAAACCAGAGGCCGCAGCGGACAAGAAGCCAGAGGCCACAGUGGACAAAAACAUAGAAGCCAUGGCGGGAACGACACCAGAGGCCACGGUGGGAAUGAAACCAGAUAUUCCGGCGGACAAGGAGAAGCAAGGGUCGGGCGAUGAGAAGUGA